GGGGAGGGCUGGGCCCGCCCGGCGCUUGGCCUGCGGCUCCUCCGGACUCAGUUACUCGGCCUAGAGACCUGCUCAUCGCACGUCCCAGCACUCCUUUGUGACUUUCUAGUAGUCAACAUCUAUGCAUGAGAAUUGGAGACAGAUGAAAACAAGAACAGACUACUGGGAAAUGACAAAAAUAUCCAUCUGCUCCUCCCUGUGUCCGGAACAGCUAGAGGGAAAAAAGGAGACGCGCUACGGACGAAGCUGACCGACCGGCGAUACACCCCCCCUCCCGGCUCUAGCCGCCGCCCAGCCCCGCCGGCGGGGAAGACGAGGCCGGGGCUCGGGCCCCUUCUCCGCCGUCGCCUUAUUUAGUGCAGUUGCCCCGCCCGAGGUACUGAGGCUGCCCCCCGCCGGGGGUCCCCUGGGGCGGGGGCAGUCCGGCCGGGAGGCCCCCCACCUCAGGGACAAGGGGCUGCCGUGAGGGGCAGAGAAGCCGUUAGCGCAACGAACGGGCAGCCGCCGCCGCCCCCCGUACCGUACGGCUCCGGCAGGGGAGGGGCGCGGAGGGCGGCGCGUCCCGUCCCGUCCCCCCGCCACCGCCUCCUCCUCCUCCACCUGCUGCCGCUGCGCCAGUAGCCGGCUGGGGGGAGCCGCCCGCCUCAUCCCCGCGGGGCUCCUUUGUGCUGCUGCUCCAGAGCUGCCCUCAGCCAGGCGGCGGCUGCGUCACGGCCCCGGCGCUGCGGCCGCCUAGAGUCACCCCGCGGAGGGAGAGCUGCUGCCUCGCCCCCAGCUCCGCCAUUGCUGCGCGGGCCACGGCGGAACGACGCCUCGCCGCCCCCCGAGGAAGGGCCGGGAGCCGCGGCGAAAAUCCCUCUAUCCGGGAAGAAUGGUGAAACUGGGGAAUAAUUUCAGCGAGAAGAGCACAAAGCAGCCCCUUUUGGAGGAUGGAUUUGACACCAUCCCCCUGAUCACACCCCUGGAUGUCAAUCAGCUCCAGUUCCCACCUCCUGAUAAGGUUGUGGUCAAAACGAAAACAGAAUAUGAACCUGAUCGCAAGAAGGGAAAGUUCCGUACUCCUAAAAUAGCUGAAUUCACAAUCAGCAUCACUGAAGGGGUUUCAGAAAGAUUUAAGAAUAAUCAAUGCAUUCCAGCUGGGUUGGAAAACUACUACUCUGAACAAGACUCCAGUGCUCGAGGGAAAUUUUACACAGUCAUAAACCACUACAAUCUGGCCAAACAAACCAUCACGCGCUCAGUGUCCCCAUGGAUGACGGUACUGUCAGAAGAGAAACUGUCUGAACAGGAGACUGAAGCUGCUGAGAAAUCAGCUUAGUAUGAUAAGCUAAUUAUUAACACUAUGUCAUUUGAAGGUAACUAAGGGACUUUAAGGAACUUUUCAUUAAAUAUAAUUAUGGAUAAUUUAGAGGUUACUCAUGUUUAUGGUGCAAUUGCUUCUGUUUGCUGAUACUGCUUUGCAAAAAAAAAAAAAACCAAAACCAAACAAAAACUUGCUGCAGAACAUUCAUGGGCAUAAAACAAGGUGCAUAUCGGCAUUGCUUUAGAGCUUUGACACCAUUUUCAAUGUUAAAAAUAAUUCCAACAUUAGAUAUGUUCUUGCAGUUUAUUGGAUACUGACAGAUUUCUUCACUGGAUUUUCAGGGCUUGGACCUUAGAUAAAUCAUGUGUUCUAUUGUCUGAACUGAAACUUUAUUUAUUAAUUUUUUUUUUAUCCUUUGUCAUUUUGCAAACUGAAACACCCCAGCCAUAACUAGAGUGAUCUCUUGUUUAGCUGAAAGCUAUAUUUAAUAUUUAGUUUUGGCUCAAGCAAGAAUGAUAGUCAGCAUUGAUGUCAGGGGCAUAAUGUAAUGACUUGUAUGGAGAAAGAAACUGUCAGGUAGCAUUUUUCUUACUUUUUCUUUACUGUUGUUUAUUUGUAAGUGAUAAUGAAGUUCUCUGCAACAAGGCAUGCUCAAUGUUUUAUUAUUGCUGUCAGCAGGAUUUAACUGCAUUUCCACUGUGGCUUUAGCAUCUUGGUAAGGAUGUGCACUGAAACACAAACUAGAUAGACAUUAUGGAAAAACACAGACAGUUUUAGUGGUGGAUGUUGAGGAUAGUGUAAAAAAUACACAGUUUGGGAUGUUCUAAUGAGAAAUGACAUCUUUUGAUCAUACUUAUGAGGCAGAAAGCCUGUUCACACUAGAUAUAGUCCACUAUGUAAUUUAUUGGAUACAACUGAGGGAGUAAUAUGUCUAAAUUUUCUCUUUUAUUACAUUAACAUUUCCCCUUUUUAUUACUUAGAGGUUAAGAGCUUUCAGUUUAUGUAUGGUUUGCAGUUUGAUACUUUAACCACUGAGCAUCACAAGUGAACCAGUAGCACAUUAGAUAACACAACUGGCUGUUUGCAAGCUACAUGUGAAACUGAGCAAGGAGUAGGGCUGUUCAUGUAUGGCUUGGGAGGGGAGAAGACUUAGAAGAACAUCAUAGUGUUGUGGAUGCACGUUAAAGUUCCAUUGUAAUUACAAACUUAUCUGGUCUUUGUGUGAAACCAUGUUUUCAUUUUUAUUAUAAAUCUUAAAUAUACAUUACAAAAAAGACAUCUCAUUAAUUUAACAGUUAGACAAAAUAAGUGUGUGAAGCAUCUGGGCAAGCAGGUCACCUUUUUUUGUUCAUGUAACUUGAAUGGGAGAAGGUGUAGUGGACAUGUCAAAAGUUGGUAGACACUAUACAAAAACAAAGGGAAAACAGCAGUAGGGGCUGUUUCAAGAUCUGUAGUAGAACAAACAUGGUCAGCUCUACUUUUAUUUUUUCCUCCAGUAGAACUGCUUUAUCAACAAUACAGUAAAAAUAACCAUUAUUACUUAAUUCUCUAGGUUUGAUACAAAAUGGGCAUUACACAGUAAUGUCUGUAAAAGGCUUUUUAUUAAGUCAGUGUGGUAUGUGGAAUGCAUCAAAAGCAAUAAAUUAUGUGCCAAUUUUUUCUUUGCAUUUAAGAAUUUCAAGCUUAUGUUAAGACACUCAAAACAUACCAUGUUUGCAUUUUCUACUAGGCAUAUGCUUUAUUGAAUGUAAUUAACUCACAAGUAACUUUUGACAUUUUCACUCUGCAGAGUAAAGAGUAAGGACGUUGCUGCUUGUUGCAUGUAACGUAAUGUAUAGAAAUAAACAUUUCAGAAGAGACAUAGCAAAACACACAUUUCAUAUCAACAUAUUUACAGAGGACAUUCAGAUUUUACAAGAUGGAAAGAUCUGUUCCGCAAGACUGUCCUAGAUAAAAAUGAUUCAUGAUACAUGUCCUCCCAUAAAUUUAGGACAAUAAAAACUUCAAUGCACAAGUAAAUACUGAUGAGAAACAACUUAUUUCUCUCUCUCUUGACAAUAAACAUUAAAAAAAAUACUAAGCUUUAUGAUCUAGGAGAAACAGUUGCUUAUGCUUCUUGAAGUCAAAACCAUUUUUUCCUCUGAUUUCACAGGAGGGAGUUUAUUGAUUCUUAGCCACAGUUGGUUUGGAGACUGGGGGGUUUUUUUUAGUUAACAAAUUGUUCCCACUUUUAGUACUUUGAAGAUUUUGGCUUUAAUAUUGUCUAUCCUUUGGCUUUGUUCCAACAUCCCGGAAGAUGUUUCACUGCACAAUUUGUUUGUGUUGUAGUCUCUCUUUUCACCUAGAAGUAAGCCUCUUUAGUUGACUUCUUAUCAUUAUUAUUACUACUAAAUCAACCUGAUCUCUGACUUGAGCAGUUUCAAAGGAUUAGAAGUAGAGGUCAUACAUGUGCAAAAUGCUCACUAUGUACUGAAGUGGUAUGAUUAAAUAAAAGCCUGAGACAGUGUAGAUGCUUUUGCACAG
This is a messenger RNA of Grus americana (Whooping crane), 3826 nucleotides long. RefSeq names its product neuronal vesicle trafficking associated 1 (gene NSG1). The transcript has 6 exons. NCBI's taxonomy places the organism in Eukaryota, Metazoa, Chordata, Aves, Gruiformes, Gruidae. The record is from RefSeq and is a predicted model, not a curated record. Gene Ontology annotation, cellular component: endosome; membrane. Gene Ontology annotation, molecular function: clathrin light chain binding. Gene Ontology annotation, biological process: clathrin coat assembly; endosomal transport; G protein-coupled dopamine receptor signaling pathway. The coding region runs from base 872 to 1318 and encodes 148 amino acids.